GAAUGGAUUUUAGGGCCGCUUGUAUCACGAUAUAAACAGACAAAAAUGACAAACACGUGUACAAGUUUGAUGAAAUUACAUAUGUUGUGUUACGUUUGUCUUGUGAUAAUUUUCGCCGCAAAAUCGGAUGCCGUCAAUUCCAUUACUGCAUCUGAGAUAAAAAGAGAGGUUGAAGUCAAUAAAUAUGUACUAGUUUUAUUCAUGAAUGGAAACAGUGAGACCAAUAGAGCAGCAGAAGAGGUUCUUUCAAAGAUAGAAACACCUGACUUGUAUGAUCAAGAGGUGGUUCGAGUGACAUGCAGAGACAGGAAUCUAGCGGCCUCUCUAGGAGUGAUCUCCUACCCCCAGCUGAUGUUUUACAGGAGUCAGGUACCCGCUAUGUAUGAUGGUGAACUUGCUGCUCCUGCUGUACAGAGUUGGCUAGAGCAGGCAAGGGAGGUAAAUCUGCAGACACUGGAUGACACGUCAUUUGAACACCUGACCCAAGCAUCAACUGGAGCUACCACUGGGGACUGGCUGGUUAUGUUCUACAAGGACUCCUGUCCGGAGUAUUUACCUGCCUUGGAAGGUGCCGGAGUUCUAAUCCGACAGAAGACGAAUGUAGCCAAAGUCAAUGUAGAGGAAAGUCCAGAAACGGCUGAGAGAUUCCACGUCCAGGAUUGUCCUACGACCUACUUAUUUCAUCAUGGGAAAAUGUAUGGUUAUAUUUCUCAGACGUCAUCAGAAGUUUACAGAGUUAAGUCCCUUGUGUCAUUCGCCACGUCUUGGUACAAAAAUGUAGAGGGAGCCAGGGUUCCAGCGAUACCUACCGCGUUUGACAAACUGACAGAAUCAAUAGCGAACUAUUUGAAGAAGAACUUGCAGUCCCCGGAAGGUGGUAACUUCCUGUUGAUAGGGGGCACUGUAUUGGCCGUCAUAGCUUUUAUUGUGGCUGUAGUCGUGGCAACAUGCUCCAGGAAUGCCAAGAAAACCGUUAAAGAGGAUUAACCAGUAACGAGGAUUAACUGGUAAAGGGGAUUAACUGGUAAUAAGGAUUAACCAGUAACGAGGAUUAACCAGUAACGAGGAUUAACUGGGCAUUUUUACUAUAAUCUGUAGACAUUGGUUACAUAUGGCGUGUAUGGCUGACGUAGGGCAAUAAAUUUGUGCAAUAUACAUAGCGCAUGGUACAUGAGACCGAUUUCAGAUAGUAUAAAUCUUAUUAUGUUAUGUUACUUAUUUAAUUGUUUGGAGGAGGCACUAAGUUUGAAACAUUCCUGAGUUACAUUAAUUAAAGAGGUGUAAAUUGACUGUCAUAACAUGUUUUGGUAUUAAUAUAAUAGAGAAAUCAA
Magallana angulata is the source of this 1331-nucleotide messenger RNA. RefSeq names its product thioredoxin domain-containing protein-like. Lineage: Eukaryota; Metazoa; Mollusca; Bivalvia; Ostreida; Ostreidae. Bases 46 to 987 code for a protein of 313 amino acids. The transcript is spliced from 9 exons. The record is from RefSeq and is a predicted model, not a curated record.